Molecule: messenger RNA, 1233 nt
Organism: Brassica napus (rape)
Lineage: Eukaryota; Viridiplantae; Streptophyta; Magnoliopsida; Brassicales; Brassicaceae
Product: probable carboxylesterase 18
Exons: 1
Coding region: 131-1138 (335 amino acids)
Biological process (GO): pollen tube growth
Molecular function (GO): carboxylic ester hydrolase activity
Source: RefSeq, a predicted model, not a curated record
AACCAUCUCCUUUAUACGUCGAUAAAAAAAACGUAAACUCACAGCUGGCAAUAUCUAUUUGGUAGCAUAUAUACAAGCAGUCCAAGUACAAGGUCGAAUCACUAAACCUACUCUCCCUAGAAAAAAAAAAAUGGCGACAGAUAAUAAUAAGCACCAGAACAAGAAGCUAACGAUCCCAUUCAGAACAAGAAUCGCUGUCGCCGUUCUCAACACCUUCACCGAUAGCGCUCAACGUCCCGACGGCUCCAUCAACCGCCGCUUACUCCGCCUCGUCGAUUUUCGCGCGCCUCCCAACCCCAAGCCUGUAAACUCCGUCUCGACCUCCGACUUCGUCGUGGACCCGUCUCGCGACCUCUGGUUCCGUCUCUUCACCCCGCACGUCUCCGGCGACCGUAUCCCCGUCGUGGUUUUCUUCCACGGCGGAGGCUUCGCUUUCCUCAGCCCCAACGCUUACGCUUACGACAGCGUGUGCCGGCGUUUCGCUAGGAAGAUACCGGCUUACGUCGUCUCCGUCAACUACCGUCUCGCUCCGGAGCACCGUUACCCUGCUCAGUACGACGACGGGUUCGACGUCGUGAAGUUCCUCGAGGAGAACCGCGGGAAGGUUCUCCCGGCGAACGCCGAUCUCUCGAGGUGCUUCUUCGCCGGAGACAGCGCCGGCGGGAACAUCGCGCACAACGUGGCGAUACGAGUCUGCCGCGAGCGCUGUUUCGCCGCCGUGAAGCUCGUCGGAAUGAUCUCGAUCCAGCCUUUCUUCGGCGGAGAAGAGAGGACGGAGGCGGAGAGAAGCCUCGUCGGAAUGCCUCUGGUUUCGCCGGAGAGGACUGACUGGUGCUGGAGGGCGAUGCUGCCGGAGGGAGCGAACCGGGAGCACGAGGCGGCGAAACCGAGCGUUGUGGACAUAUCGGGUCUGGAAUACCCGGAUACGAUGGUGGUCGUGGCCGGGUUUGACCCGUUAAAGGAUUGGCAAAGAAGUUACUACGAGUGGUUAAAGUUGUCCGGGAAGAGAGCAACGCUGGUCGAGUAUCCAAACAUGUUCCAUGCGUUUUAUAUCUUUCCUGAGUUGCCGGAGGCUGGCCAGUUAAUCCAGCAGAUUAAGGAUUUUGUCGAGGAGCGCGUGGGUUCAGAGUCCGCUUAGUACUUCAUGUGUUGUCCUAAAAUCUUAAUGAAUUAUUAUUAUGUUAACUCGAUUAGCAAAGGUAUUAUUAAUAUUAAGGUGUGCUUUUAAAUCUA